AUGGACCACUACCCCGAAGUCAGCGUCAACGAACGCGAAACCCCCUCCUCGAUGCUCUCCUCGCGCCACGACUCCGCCUCCUCCAUCGCCAAAGCCGCCGCCGCAGGUCAAAGACCCUCUGGAGCCUCCACUACAGACGACUCCGCAGCGCGCAACUCCUCAUACACGUCCUUCCCCAGUCCAUCAACACACUCGCACUCGUCAAACCACUCCUCAACCCACCGCAGCGACUCGAGCUCGUCGUCCAACUCGAACCUCCAGCGCAUCGAAGCGGAGUACGCGCGGUAUACAGAUGCGCCGCCGCCGUACAGCGAGAAGGCGUAUGAGGGCAAGAGCGACGACGAGAGGAAUAACAUGCGCAUGACGGAUUAUGCGAAGGAGAUUUCUAGGAUGAUGGGACGGCAGUUGGUUAGGGGGUUGAAGAUUGAUGAGAGGGAGAAGGGGAGGAAGGGGGAUAAUAAGGCGAAGUGA
Molecule: messenger RNA, 471 nt
Organism: Alternaria ethzedia
Lineage: Eukaryota; Fungi; Ascomycota; Dothideomycetes; Pleosporales; Pleosporaceae
Exons: 1
Coding region: 1-471 (156 amino acids)
Source: RefSeq, a predicted model, not a curated record